UAAGCUUGGGCCAGCUGAAAGUCUCAGUCUUUUCCUCUGUUUCGUUCUCACACGUUAAUAAAACUCUCCCUUUCACAGAGUUAAAAAGAGGAGUGGCACUUUCGUACACGCCACGAUCAAAUACGCAUUCCCCCAUCCAUGUGUGUCUUUUAACCUCUCUGGAACUAUGUGAUCUUUCCUCAAGCUGUAAAUGCAGCUGGGUUUUACUGUGUUUUCUCAUGGGGAAGAAGGGAGGCUCGUCUUGGUUGACUGCUGUGAAAAGGGCUUUCAGAUCUCCCACUAAGGACGAUGAAGAUCAUAAGAAAAGAGAGAAGCGUAGGUGGAUUUUCAGGAAGCCAACGAAUUUAAGUCAAGAAAGUCCAAAGGAGAAAACAGAGAGUGUAUCAGUUGCUGCUGCAGAGCAAAGGCAUGCUCUUGAUGUUGCUGUGGCCACAGCCGAGGCAGCAAUGGCGACAGCCCAAGCGGCUGCCGUCGAAGUGGCUCGGCUGACCAGGCCAACUAACCACUCCAGAGAGCAACUUCAGUUUGCAGCCAUUGUUGUCCAGACCGCUUUUAGAGGGUACUUGGCAAGGAGGGCGCGUCGUGCGCUUAAAGGGCUUGUCAAGCUGCAAGCUUUGGUUAGAGGACACAAUGUGAGGAAGCAAGCGAAGAUGACUCUUAGGUGUAUGCAAGCUCUGGUUCGAGUUCAAGCAAGGGUUCUUGAUCAAAGGACUAGGCUUUCCCAUGAAGGUAGUAGAAAAUCGGCUUUUAGUGAUACUAAUAGCAAUAGCGCUUGGGAAUCGCGGUAUGUUCAAGACAUUUCAGACCGAAAAUCCAUUCAGUCUAGAGAGGGGAGUAGUAUAGCAGAUGAUUGGGAUGAAAGACAUCACACUAUUGAGGAAGUAAAAGCAAUGUUGCAACAUAGAAAAGAAGCUGCAAUGAAGCGUGAGAAAGCUUUAUCCCAUGCCUUCUCUCAACAGAUAUGGAGAAAUGGGAGGAGCCCUUCAAUGGGGAAUGAGGAUGAGCUUGAAGAAAAACCAAAAUGGCUAGACAGAUGGAUGGCCCCAAAGCCAUGGGAGAGCAGCAGAGGAAGAGCGUCUACUGACCAAAGAGACCCCAUUAAAACUGUUGAAAUGGACACCUCGCAGCCUUACUCAAGUUUAUCAUCCAAUUUCCGAAGAUCGAAUGCAAGCCAAUACCACCAGCAAAACCAACAGCAAAGACCUACUUCGCCGCUCCUUAGAGAUAGAUCCCACCAAAAUCAACAUCAAAGACCUAGUUCGCCGCUCAAUAGAGAUAGAUCCCACCAAUACCAACACUUCCACCACUCCCCCAUCACACCCUCCCCAUCAAAAAGCCGCCCUCCUCUCCAAGUCCGGUCUGCAAGCCCUCGAUGUGUUAGAGAAGAUCGAAGCUCCACUACGUCUCAAACCCCUAGCCUGAAGUCUAAUUAUUACUACAAUGGUGGUGUUGUGCACCAACAUAGCAGGGGCAGCACCAGCACCAGUGGUGGCAACGCUGGUGCUACAUUGCCUAAUUACAUGGCCGCAACUGAAUCUGCCAAGGCUAGAAUUCGCUCUCAAAGUGCACCGAGGCAAAGGCCUUCGACGCCUGACAGGGAACGAGUAGGAGGAGUUGGAUCGGUGAAGAAAAGGCUUUCUUUUCCAGCUCCCGAUCCUUAUGGUGCUGUUGGAAUGGGGGGUUAUGGGCAUAGCUUGAGGAGUCCAAGCUUUAAGAGUGUGGUUAGUGGAUCAAACUUUGGUUUGGAGCAACAAUCUAACUAUUCUUCAUGUUGUACUGAGAGUCAUGGUGGUGAGGUCUCUCCUUCUUCUACUAGUGACCUUAGAAGGUGGUUGAGGUGAUUAAUGGCUGAAAAUUGAUGGCUAAGCAAGAAGUUUGAACUGUUUAGUGAACUGUAACUUUUCACAUUCUUACUUUGAUUUGAGAUGUGAGUAGGAUGUUGUAACUUAGUAAGCACUGAGUAUUUAUUUGGAUAAAGAUAGCAGAAUGAUUGCAGGGUUUCUUUCCAUUUUACUGAUUGGUUUGUAAGUUGAAGCUGCAAAUGAGGCACAAGUUGUGUAA
Molecule: messenger RNA, 2061 nt
Organism: Argentina anserina (silverweed cinquefoil)
Lineage: Eukaryota; Viridiplantae; Streptophyta; Magnoliopsida; Rosales; Rosaceae
Product: protein IQ-DOMAIN 17-like
Exons: 5
Coding region: 219-1841 (540 amino acids)
Molecular function (GO): protein binding
Source: RefSeq, a predicted model, not a curated record